Messenger RNA from Angiostrongylus costaricensis, 945 nucleotides. The record is from the annotation of a GenBank genome assembly. Lineage: Eukaryota; Metazoa; Nematoda; Chromadorea; Rhabditida; Metastrongylidae.
AUGGAAGUAGUGGCUGUUACGGGAGCAAGCGGACUGGUCGGUCGCUUCGUCGUUGAUCGUCUUCUGAAGUGUGGACGAUACAAGGAGAUCCGCCUAAUCGAUCGUAAGCCGUCAGCGCACGCGGACGACGUGAGGGUACGACCGUUCGUGUUGGACCUUGUAGAUGAAGGAGCGCUGGAACGGGCGCUAAACGGCUGUAAUUCCGUCGUCCAUUGUGCGCAUGCCGCGUUGCCUUGGAAGUACGUCGACCGGAAGACCAGCGACGAUAUUUGGCGUGACAAUCUUUCCGCUACUGAAGCAUUAGCGGAUACGAUGCUAAGGCUUGGCGUGAAGCAUCUAGUACAUGUUGGAGACGCUUACUCGGCUUUACCGAUUGAGGACAACUAUGGGCUCGGAGAAUACGUCUUCAAUGAUUAUCCCAGAAAUUACAUCCUUGGCGAGUACGGUGAAUCACGUACAAGAGCUGAAAUGUAUGCGAGGAAUGCUGUUGCUCGAGGCCCUUCGCUUCAAGGAGUGUUUCUUCGUCCCGUUCAUGUACACGCCGAGCAGGGAUCGUCGUCAUGGAUCACGUUAAUGGAAAUGGCUCAAGAAGGGCAUGUGCCUUAUGUGAAAGGCGAUCGUCGAGGGUUACAUCAGUUUAUCUACGCAGGCAAUUUGGCGGCUAUUGUGGAUCGCUGUCUUGUGCUGCUGGCAAAGGAUCCGGAUCGAGUUAGCUCGCAGAUCGUCUACUGUGUAGAUGAAACGAAUGUGAUACCAUUCAGAUAUCGAAGUACGGAAAUUCUGCUCACGAUCAGAAUUCAGGUUCCGAUGAAUGCACUGUCAUUUACGAUGUUCCGCUUUCUUUUCGCUAAAACGAUCGGCUUUUCAAACAGGAAACAACGCCUUUUAAGUGGCGAAAAAACUAUGCUAAAUUUUGAAUCAUGCUUUAAAGUGCUGGCUCAGUAA